Molecule: messenger RNA, 2427 nt
Organism: Hemiscyllium ocellatum (epaulette shark)
Lineage: Eukaryota; Metazoa; Chordata; Chondrichthyes; Orectolobiformes; Hemiscylliidae
Gene: timm8b
Product: translocase of inner mitochondrial membrane 8 homolog B (yeast)
Exons: 2
Coding region: 223-504 (93 amino acids)
Source: RefSeq, a predicted model, not a curated record
GCAAAGGCGGACGGGAAAGAAAGAGGAAGAUUCUGUACCUAAUUUAUUUAUCGAGGUACAAACCCCACUCAAGUUAGUGUUGUAAUUUUAUUAAGACAAGUUAUGAUUAGCAGCUUAAAAUGAAUAGUAAAAUCCAGUCACCUUGACAUAAAGGGAAAAUGAGAGCUAGACCCGAACGUGACUAGCAGCAGUUUCCUUUCGGUGGGGCGGCUGGAGUCGGUGAUGGAUGACUUUAGCUCCUCCAUGGAUCUGGGUUCGUCAGCGGGAGGCUCGGACCAGGCGGAGCUGUCGCGGAUGAUCGCGGUGGAGCAGCAGAAAGCUCAGUUCCAGCUCAAGGUGCACAACUUCACCGACGUGUGCUGGGAGAAGUGCGUGGAGAAGCCGAGCUCCCGGCUCGACUCGCGGACCGAGGCCUGCCUGGUGAGCUGCGUGGACCGCUUUGUGGACACCACCCUGGCCAUCACCAAUCGCUUUGCCCAGAUGGUGCAGAAAGGGGGCCACUGAGUCAACGUUACAGUGAAGGUGACUGCCGUGGAGCGAAGGGCGUCCUCUUUCUCGAUUGGGCCUGAAGAGAGAGAAACCAAGAUUACAACCACGCAAGAGGGAGUGUGGGGGACUGGAAGAGUUGCUGCAGAGAGCUUCAGGGCUUUGCUAGGCAGAAUGGCCUGGCUGGAGUGUUUUUAACUCGUGUAUAGAUAUUUUCUAAUCGACCUGUUUAGGGAUAUUAUUAGGCACCUCUGAGGGAUUUUCAACACAGGCCUUCCAGUCAAGAGAUAGAGAGGUUGUAUCACUGUACCACAAGAGCCCCUGCUUCUGGGCAGUAAAUGUUUACUGAUUCCUCCCAAAUGCUAAUGUAUUUCCCUUUUGAUCAAAAUUCGAAUUGUCAAGGGAUAUAGAUGUCGGGUGACCAGAGCUGCGUGCCGUACUCCAAAUACAGCCUUGCCAACAUCUUGUGAAAGACGUCCCAACUCCUGACUGAUGGAAGCAAGUAUGCUGAAAAACUCCAACUUCAAAGACAGUUGCAGAGUUGCACAUCACGGAAACAGGCCUUUUGGUCCAACUUGUACAUGCUGACCACGUUUCCUAAGCUAAACUAGUCCCACAUUCCUCUAAACGUUUCCUAUCUAUGUACUUAUCCGAAUGUCUUUUAAAUGUUGCAACUGUACCUGCAUCUACCACUUUCUCUGGCAGUUCAUUCCACAUAGGAACCACCCUCUUCGUGAAAACGUUGCACCUUUUUAAACUUCAAACAAAAACCGAAAGAACUGCAGGUGCUGUAAAUCAAAAACAAUGGUAGAGGUUGCUGGAAAAGCUCUGGCAGCAUCUAUGAAGAGAAAUCAGAGUUAAUGUUUCAGGUCCAGUGGAGGGUCUGAGGAAAGGUCACUGGACCUGAAAUGUUAACUAAUUUCUCUCCUUGGGUGCAGCCAGACCUGCUGAGCUUUUCCAGCAAUGUUUGUCUUUGUUCCCUUUUAAAUCUUUCUCCUCUCGCCUUAAAAAUGUAUGCUCUUGUUUUGAACUCCCCCACCCUGGGGAAAAAACCUUUGCUAUUCACCUUAUCUCAUGGCCCUCAUUAUUUUAUAAACUCCCAUAAGGUCACCCCUCAACCUCCUAUGUUCAUGUGAACAAAGUCCUAGCCUAUCGUUAUAACUCAAAGCCUCCAGUCCUGGCAACAUACUGAUAUGGUUAAUGUAAUUUCUGCAGUUUCAUGCAUUCACACACACACACACACACACACACACACACACACCUCACACAUAACCCACACACAUACACACACCUACACACACACUCACUCACACACAUACAUACACACACACCUACACACACACUCACUCACACACAUACAUACACACACACAUACACACACACACAAACACAUACACACACACACUCACACACAUACAUACACACACACUCACUCACACACCUACACACACACACUCACUGUACUAAAACUGAGGUUUAAUGAAUAAAAGCUAAAUUAUGAAACUAAUGAUUGACUAGGCCAUAAUGAAGCAUGAACUAGAAGUCACCUCUGUUAUGCCAGGAACAUGGUAACCUUGGGCAAGAAACCAAGGAAUGCUUCAGUUAGACACAGAGGGCAAAAUACAAUGAAAGCUCUUUUCAUGACAUCAAUAAAUGUUAUAACUAGUAGCAGAAAUUGUAAAAUAAUAUAACAUUUUAAUUAAAGAAAUUGGCAGAGAAAAGCGUGAAAUGCUUUAACCAAUGGAAUUGUCAUUAAUGAUUUUUAAUGUAAGAAAAAUCCAUAGCGUGAGAUGUUUAAACCAAUGAAAUUAUCACCAAUGUAUUUGAAUGGAAAAAUAAUGUAUAAGUAUUAGUGCUGUAAAAUCUCCCGUUGCGACUUCCGAAGUCCUUUUUGGAACUCGCCCAAUCUUCGAAGAUUGAAUAAACAUCUGUUGCUCCGUU